UGUUCAGACAACAAUAGACGUACAACAUAUACGGGCUCGUUUGAACUGUCCCCAAACACCUUUACCCAUUUCUUCUCUAUAUAUAUAUAUAUAUUCUUUCUGUUCAAACUGAAUUGCUGCUAAUCAAAUGGAAUCAACCGACCCCCAUUACGAUGCAAUCUCGGUUGCAUCGGACGGGCUCUCACCCCCUGUACCCAUAACCCCUCCUCCCACUUUUUGGGAACGCGUCAAAGAGUUUGAAUACGCCCGCUUUCUCAAGACACAUCUAGCAUAUGUCCUGACUUGUCUGAUCGGCUUCUUUCUUAUCCUCGGCUUCAUUAUCCUGCCAUUCUUACCCGACGACGGCAGCAACAAAGACCAUUACCGCCCGCUCCCGACCUUUAAAGCACCUAUCCAGCCUGGUAUUCCGUGGCACGUCAUCCAAGCCGAACAUCUGCAGUACUGCUCUACACUAAACACGUCUCCAGCACAAAUCAAUCAGAACCAAGACCAAGACCGGAAUCAGAACGGUAAUCAUGGUCUGUCUGGGUCUUCAAAGCGAACAACGAAUCCAAGAGCUCCUAAAGAUGUACGGCCUGUCCUGCUGACCAACGCGGUUGUCUGGGACGGAGAAGGAAACAUCGAAGAAGAUGUAGACAUUUUGAUGGUUGAUGGCAUCAUCCAGGAAAUCCGCAAAGGUAUCGUUGCUCCCAAUUCAGCAAAUAUUAUCAAUGUUCAAGGACAUGUGGUCAGUCCUGGCCUGGUAGAUAUGCACACCCAUUUAGGUGUAAUGGGUUGGCCAACUUUGGUCGGAAACUUGGACUUAAAUGAAGAAACAAAUCCAUUGACUCCCUUUGUACGUGCUCUGGAUGCAUUUGAUCCUUCUGACAAGGCGAUUCGCAUUGUGGCCUCUGGAGGCGUCACAACUGCCUUGGUUAUGCCUGGAUCGGGAAAUAUUAUGGGCGGAGAAGCAUAUGCAUUUAAGCUCAGACCGGUACCUACCUCAAGCAACGAAGACAUGUUGGUUCAAGCAGGCCAAGACGAAGCUUCAAAGUGGCGUUGGAUGAAAAUGGCUUGCGGAGAGAACCCUAGGAAUGUCUAUGGCAGACAGAAAAAGAUGCCAAUGACACGUCUUGGAGAAGCAUUUUUGUUUCGUCAACGGAUUCAAAAGGCUCAGAAACUCAAGGAACAACAGGACGAUUGGUGCUAUGCAGUCUCUGAACUUUCUCAGCACAACACUCGUGCUAAACUCGACAGCCAUUUCCCGACCGACCUGUCACUUGAAUCUCUUGUGGCCUUGUUGCGUGGCAAGGUUCUGCUGAACAUCCACUGCUAUGAAACCCACGACAUCGAAGCCAUGGUGCGCCACUCGCUUGAAUUCAACUUCACCAUCAGUGCCUUCCAUCAUGCACUAGAGGCCUACCGGAUCCCAGAAAUCCUUCGACGUGCGCCAAACAACAUCACAGUUGCUACCUUUGCCGACCAUUGGGGAUUCAAAAAGGAAGCGUUCGGGGGUAUCCCUGAAUCGCCUAGGAUUCUGCACGAAGCCGGCAUUCCGGUGGCUUUCAAGACCGAUCACCCGGUAAUCAAUUCCCAGCACCUGGUGUUUGAGGCAGCCAAGGCCACACACUACGGUCUUUCACCCCAAGACGCCUUCAAGGCCAUCACCUCGGUACCUGCUAAAUCGCUUGGGCUAGGCCAUCGUGUAGGCUCACUCAAGGUAGGAUACGAUGCCGAUGUUGUCAUCUGGAACCGUGAACCUCUUUUGCUUGGCGCUGCUCCUCUUCAGGUCUUUGUGGACGGCAUUGCCUUGUUUGACGAACCCACAAUCAACCCUAUAAAACCAACCGAAAAACAGCAGCAGCAGCAAAAGCAACAACAGCAACAGAAACCCUUUUCUACAUCUACUGUUAGCUCAGAAUACAAAGACAUAAAGAAUCUUCAAAAUUUUGUCUUGACCAACGUAGGACGUAUCUUUUUGGAAGAAGGCGACAACAAAGAAGAAGAUUCAUUCAAGGCUAAUAGCGAGUACCAAUCCGAACAACCGUUGCAGAUCACUGUUAGGGAUGGAAAGAUUGUGUGUAGUGGUAUCAGCUGUAUUGACCAGGCCGCAACUGUGUUCCAAACAUCUGAUUAUGAGACGAUUGAUAUUCAAGGCGGCUAUGUGCUCCCCGGUAUUAUCGGUGUAGGCACAAAGAUUGGAAUGGUAGAAAUUCCUUCAGAGGGAUCUACUGGAGAUGGUGUUAAUCGGUCACCCACUCGUGACAUGUCUCUUCUUCCACAAGCUGUUGAUGGAAUCAAGCUGCAAACUCGCCACCUGGAAGAAGCAUACAAGGGAGGCGUGAUGACUAUUAUCAGUGAACCAUUAUCUAACCAAGUUCUGGUUGGCGUGAGUGCUGCAUUCAAGACCUCUGCUGACAGCCUCUUAUCCGAAGGCGCUCUUAUCGCACCUACUGUUGCACUCCAUCUACAGAUCGGUAACAACUUCAAAUCCAACUUUUUACCAACCGUGUCCUCUCAGAUUGCUUACAUCCGGCAAACCUUUUUGGAGAACAAGGCCAAGCCAAAUUUUGUGGGCCAGGCCGUGCGCGGAGAAAUCCCGACCAUCGUCAAUGUGCACAACAAGGAUGAGAUUGCGUCCGUGAUUCGGCUCAAACAAAACCAAUUUCCCAAGCUACGCCUGGCUAUCUUGGGUGGCACAGAGGCUCACCUGGUAGCAUCGCACCUUGCCGAGGCUGGCGUCAGUGUGAUUCUUCGACCUGCACUCUGUACACCCAGUAGCUUUGACACCGCACACUGUCUGACAGGAGCGCCUCUUACGGAUCGAACUGCGGCCCACGUCCUGUUUAGUCAUGGCGUCAAAUUGGGCGUUGGUGUUUCGUUUGAUGGUUGGACCCGUAACCUAGCCUGGGAUGCCGGCUGGUUGUCGGUAACCUCGCCAGGAGUAAAAGGCAGUCCAGAUUACAUAUCCGAGUCUGAGGCAAUCAAGAUGAUCACGAUGAAUAUCCAGGAAAUAUACGGCCUCAGAGACAACACGCUCCAGAAUCGUAUUCUGAAGGAUGAAUUUGUUGUGUGGUCCGGCAGUCCUUUGGAUCUCCAAAGCCGUCCGCUGUUCUCUCAUGCAAAUGGGCUAAGUGCGAUUGAUGGCUAUUGAAAAUAAUAAUAAUAAUAAUAAUGAACAAAUAUGCAUUUUCCCUUCUUCUUUUUUUUUUACAGCAAAAUUAUCUAUAGUUGCUUUAUAUAUAAAUAAAUAAAAAACGAAAGCAGAGAUAUACUGUAUUUUCACCAAU
Phycomyces blakesleeanus NRRL 1555(-) is the source of this 3269-nucleotide messenger RNA. RefSeq lists its product as hypothetical. The coding region runs from base 128 to 3133 and encodes 1001 amino acids. NCBI's taxonomy places the organism in Eukaryota, Fungi, Mucoromycota, Mucoromycetes, Mucorales, Phycomycetaceae. The record is from RefSeq and is a predicted model, not a curated record. The transcript has 5 exons. Gene Ontology annotation, molecular function: allantoinase activity. Gene Ontology annotation, biological process: purine nucleobase catabolic process. Gene Ontology annotation, cellular component: cytoplasm.